Molecule: messenger RNA, 451 nt
Organism: Monodelphis domestica (gray short-tailed opossum)
Lineage: Eukaryota; Metazoa; Chordata; Mammalia; Didelphimorphia; Didelphidae
Product: protein S100-A12
Biological process (GO): endothelial cell migration
Cellular component (GO): cytoplasm; extracellular exosome
Molecular function (GO): transition metal ion binding; calcium ion binding; calcium-dependent protein binding
Source: RefSeq, a predicted model, not a curated record
CCACUGGUUCCUGUUCCUUUUCAGAGCGCCAUUCUCCUGUCUCUCUCCAGGUUUCUGGAAGAUUUGUAAAGAUGACUGACCUGGAAAAUGCCAUGGAAAAGUUAAUUAAUAUCUUCCACCAAUACUCUGUGAGGGUAGGGGAUUUUGACAAGCUUUCCUUAAGCGAGUUCAGUAAGUUGGUGAAGGAGCAAUUUCCCACCUGGGUUAAGAAACCUACAGAUCCAGAAUCUAUGAAAAUUGUUUUACAAAGUUUUGAUGAAAAUAAAGAUAGAGAGAUGGACUUCGAAGAGUUCAUGAAAAUGCUGGUCCCAAACAUUUUCAUGAGGGCAAUCAUCAUCACUGAGAAUCUGCCCAUCCAUCCCUGUCUUAUAUCACCAGAUGAGGUUCCUCUUCAAACCAGUCAAAACUUUAAAUGACUUGGGGGGCGGAGGGGUCAAGUCUGAAAAUAAAG